Molecule: messenger RNA, 2602 nt
Organism: Poeciliopsis prolifica (blackstripe livebearer)
Lineage: Eukaryota; Metazoa; Chordata; Actinopteri; Cyprinodontiformes; Poeciliidae
Gene: dnajc11b
Product: dnaJ homolog subfamily C member 11
Exons: 16
Coding region: 47-1729 (560 amino acids)
Biological process (GO): cristae formation
Source: RefSeq, a predicted model, not a curated record
AGAACACCAACGCGAUGGGCGGGAUCAAACGGAACGACACGCAAACAUGGCGGCGUCUACAGAAGAUGAUUUUGAGUUCAAUACUCAGGACUACUAUUCUCUGCUCAACGUGAGGAAGGAGGCUACAGUGGAGGAGCUGAAGGCGUCGUACCGGCGGCUAUGCAUGCUGUAUCAUCCUGACAAACAUCGAGACCCUGAUCUGAAAAGACAAGCCGAGCAACUUUUCAAUCAGGUUCACCGGGCCUACGAAGUGCUGAGUGACGCUCACUCCAGAGCCAUCUAUGACAUCUUUGGGAAGAAAGGGCUGGAGGUGGAAGGCUGGGAGGUGGUGGAGAGGAAGAGAACACCUGCAGAAAUCCGAGAGGAAUAUGAAAGGCUUCAGAGAGAAAAAGAAGAGAGGAGACUGCAGCAAAGAACGAAUCCCAAGGGCACAAUCAGCGUCGGUGUGGAUGCGACGGACCUGUUCGAUCGCUAUGAUGACGACUUCGAGGAGAUGCCCGGCGGAGGCUUUCCUCAUAUAGAAAUUAACAAGAUGCAUAUUUCCCAGUCUAUUGAGGCUCCUCUGACCAACACCGACACAGCAAUGCUUUCGGGGUCACUCUCCACGCACAACGGGAGCGGAGGGGGCAACAUUAACGUGACUGUACGCAGAGUUACAUCAGCUAAAGGCUGGGGAGAGGUGGAGUUUGGUGCUGGAGACACACUGGGGCCACUCGUUGGGUUAAAGGUGUUUCGUAACGUUACACCGCGGUGUUUUCUCACAGCCCAGUGGGGUUUGCAGUUCUCGCCUCGAGGCCUGCGGCCGAGUUGUUCUCUGAUGACGGCGCGCCACCUGGACCAGAACACAAUGGGCUACCUUCAGUGGCGCUGGGGGCCCAAUAGCGCCAUGACAACCAGCCUGGUGCGGGACACGAAGAGUAGCCACUUUACUUUAGCUCUGCAGCUGGGUGUGCCUCAUUCCUACCUGAUGAUGAGCUACCAGUACAAGUUCCAGGAUGAGGACCAGACCAAAGUGAAAGGCUCCGUAAAGACAGGCUGGUUCGGCACAGUGGUAGAGUACGGCGCGGAGAGGAAGAUCAGCCGUCACAGCGUUUUGUCGGCCACGGUCAGCAUGGGGGUCCCACAAGGAGUCACGCUCAAGAUUAAGCUGGCGCGUGCCAGUCAGACGUACCUGUUCCCAGUCCACCUGACAGACCAGCUGUUGCCCAGCGCCGUCUUCUACGCCACCGUCGGACCUCUCCUGGCCUACGUCGCCGUCCACAGACUAAUUAUUAUCCCGUACACGAAAGCGCAGAAAGAGCAAGAGCUGGAGUUGCAGAGGAAGAGCUCCGCCACAGACAUCGCCAAGAAGAAGCAGGAGGCUGAGACUGCUGUUCUGCUGAUGCAGGAAUCUGUGAGGAGAAUCAUAGAAGCAGAAGAAUCCAAGAUGGGCCUGAUCAUCCUCAACGGCUGGUACGGAAAGUUUGUGUCAGACACCAGCCAGAAGCAGGAGAAAGCCAAGGUGAUUGACGUCACCGUGCCGCUGCAGUGCCUGGUCAAAGACUCCAAGCUCAUCCUCACCGAGGCGUCGAAGGCGGGGCUGCCGGGCUUUUACGACCCCUGCGUGGGAGAGGAGAAGAGUCUGAAAUUACUGUACCAGUUCAGAGGGGUCAUGCAUCAAGUCAUCUCCGCAGACAUGGAGCCACUACGGAUACCCAAGCAAUCUCACAGAACUGAGUCUGAAUCCUAGGAGUCCUCUGCUGUUGACGUAACAGACUAUGUACGCAGAAGAACCCAAGAGUAGAAGGGAUAGAUUUUUUUUUUUUAAUCCGUUCGUUUCCCUCCUCUAGCUCUCCUCUGUCAUGGUGUUAGUGAAUCUAAUUCACAAGUCUGUGCUCCUUCCUUUUUCUAAACUACAGUUUUUUUUUUUUUUGGGUGAAAUCAGCACCGGAUUUCCCCUAUUGGCUUCACCCGAUACACCAGAUCGCAUAUUGAUACGCUGCGGGAGAUCAGACAGCGGCCCCAGAUAGUUUUGUAAGACACAAGACAGUCGGAUGGCGAUUUCCCUCAGUAGCGAAUGAAAUGUCUGUGGUUUCUCACAUUCCUGUUUGAAGAAGCUAUAAUUUGGUCUUAAAUAUAAUCUUCAUUUGUCGCCAUGGCAGUGUUUUGAGUCGUGAAACGGUUUGGGUUAACUAUGCAGGAUGGCGCCUCAGGAACCUCGAGGUCAACCAGGACUUCGCUCAUGCUUUAGAUGACACUCUAAAAGGUCAGCCUUUCUAAUUUAGGAAACAUUUUACUCCAGCGUUUGCUGCUCGAUGGGAUGCAAGUGUAAACCGGUCCUCAAAACACGAAGGUUUGGAAAAGAGAGGAAAAGGUCUGCCUGUUAUUACAGAAAAAGUUGAAGACUUUUCCUCCUGGAUUUCUAUCGCUCCACGCUGCAGUCUGAAGGCAGGAAUCUUGCUCGGAUUUGAUUUGCGUCAGUGUUUAUCGAUCAGCUCUGCAGCCGCAGGAAUAAAAAAUAAAAAAAACCUGUGCUCUCUAAUGAUAUUUGAUAAGAUGAAGGUUGUGUUUAUCCUCCACAAAGCUGUUGUGUAAUCAUUAAAGUAAUCGUUUUAAACCUGAA